Staurois parvus is the source of this 1050-nucleotide messenger RNA. The record is from the annotation of a GenBank genome assembly. NCBI's taxonomy places the organism in Eukaryota, Metazoa, Chordata, Amphibia, Anura, Ranidae.
AUGGAGGUGUCUCCUCUGUGUGUGCGAGCUGUCUUCACUUUCGGAGUGAUUUCUGCGUCUCUGACCCCGGCACUAGGGAAUUCUAAUGAAGAUCUUUAUUCAGAAGACGACAAUGACACUGGAGUUGGGCAAAAUGUAGAUGCCAUUGCUGAGUCAAUGAACCGUGAACGAGUUGGUGUUUCGGAGACUGUUCAGUACAAGACGGCUGAAAUAGCAGACGCAAUGCAGAGUUCGGACAUUCAGACUGACCCAGCAGUACUAUUUUCUAUGGUACCAAAGGAGAUGAAGGACAAAGUUGUCAUGGAAACAUCUGAUACUGUGUAUGAAAUCCAGAAAGCUGAAGGAGAGUGCAGUAUCAAUGAAUGUCCACAUAGUACUUUAGACAACCAACAGAAAACAAAAAUGCAAAACACUGCUAUAGAUACAUCAAAUACAGAACAGAUAAAAACAGAAGAAUCAAACGGCACAGAUGGCAAUAAACCUCUGAAAGUAAACUGUGUGCAGCGCAAUAUCACUGGAAUGGACAAUUACACUUUGCAGGUCCUCAAUGCUUCCCAGGACCUUAUGGAAUGGCUUAAUCCCAACAACAGUGAAUGCACCAUGGUUUUGUUUUUCACUCCGUGGUGCCACUUUUCCGCUGCUCUGGCGCCUCAUUUUAAUGCAUUACCUAGAGCAUUCCCAACUUUGCAUUUUUUGGCCCUGGAUGCUUCUCAGCACAGCAGUCUGUCCACUAGGUUUGGUACGGUUGCUGUUCCAAAUAUCCUCUUGUUUCAAGGUGCAAAGCCAAUGGCCAGAUUUAAUCACACAGAACGUACGCUGGAACCCUUGAAGGCUUUCAUAUUCAACCAGUCAGGAAUUGAAGCAAAGCCUGAUGUCACAGUAAUAGAAGCAGACUAUGAAGGACCAUUGCCGUGCAAUCCUCAAACAGGAAUUGACUGGCUUCUAGUGUUUUCUGUUCUCUAUGUGACAGCUUUUGUAAUAUAUGCCACCAUGCAAACGGACAGAAUUCGCUGGCUUAUACCGGGCCAAGAGCAUGAACAUCAGGAGUGA